AUGGAGGGGCAUGCUGAAAUAGAGAUGCUGGGGACACUGAAGGGGCCCUCCACAGGGGAGGUCAGCGUGCACCUGGUGGCCAGAGACAGCCCAGGUUCCGGCUCUCACCUGCCCGCUGCUGCCUUUAUCAUUCCAGCCAGCUCGGCCACCCUUGGUCUGCCCAGCAGUGCCCUGGAUGUGUCCUGCUUUCCGCGGGAGCAGAUCCAUGUGGGCACCCCGGAGCGAGGGGCUGGCAGCGUACCUGUCACCGCCACCGUUCUGCCACAGUUAAGCGCUGGGCCGGCGGCCAGCCCCAGCACCAGCACAGUGCGGCUCCUGGAGUGGACCGAGGCCGCGGCCCCGCCUUCUAGGAGUGGCCUGCGGUUCCAGAUAAGCGAAUACGCACCGCCGAACAUGGUAGGAGCGGAGCAGCCCCCAAGCCCCGAGCUGCGGCGGGAAGGCGUGGCCGAGUACGAAGAUGGCGAGGCCCUGGCGGGAGGUGGCGAUGCGGGCCCCCAACAGCCGGAAGACCUCCCCCAGGACCCUCCAGAAGAUAACCCUCAGGACCCGCCAGAGGAUGAUGAUGGCACCUGCCAAUGCCAGGCGUGUGGGCCUCAGCAAGGCGCUGGUCCAGAUCCUGGUGCCUCCAAUGAUGGCUGCCCCCAGCUGUUCCAGGAGCGGUCAGUCAUAGUGGAGAACUCUUCAGGCCAGAACAACUGCACCAGCGCUUCUGAGCUCCUCAAACCCAUGAAGAAAAGGAAGCACAGGGAAUAUCAGAGCCUAUCUGAGGAGGAGUCAGAGCCGGAGGCCAUGGAGAAGCAAGAAGAAGGAAAGGAUCCAGAGGGACAACCCACCACUAGCACCCCAGAAAGUGAGGAGUGGAACAGCAGCCAGCCUGCCUCAGGGGAGAAGAAGGAAGGCUGGUCGUGGGAAUCCUACCUUGAGGAGCAGGAGGCCAUCACUGCCCCCGUCAGCCUCUUCCAGGACUACCAGGCGGUCACCCAUAACAAGAAUGGCUUCAAACCGGGCAUGAAGUUGGAAGGCAUUGAUCCUCAGCACCCAAGCAUGUACUUCAUUCUCACCGUGGCUGAGGUGUGUGGCUACCGCCUACGUCUGCACUUCGAUGGGUAUUCCGAGUGCCACGACUUCUGGAUCAAUGCCAGUUCCCCUGACAUUCAUCCCGCUGGCUGGUUCGAGAAGACGGGGCACAAGCUGCAGCCCCCCAAAGGUUACAAGGAGGAGGAGUUCAGCUGGAGCCAUUACCUGCGCAGCACAAGAACCCAGGCUGCCCCCAAGCACCUGUUUGUGAGCCAGAGCCACAGUCCCCCACCCCUGGGCUUCCAGGUGGGCAUGAAGCUGGAGGCCGUGGACCGCAUGAACCCAUCCCUCAUCUGCGUGGCCAGUGUGACCGACGUGGUGGACAGCCGCUUCCUGGUGCACUUUGACAACUGGGAUGACACUUACGACUACUGGUGUGAUCCCAGCAGCCCCUACAUCCACCCGGUGGGCUGGUGCCAGAAGCAAGGAAAGCCCCUCACCCCUCCACAAGACUACCCAGACCCUGACAGCUUCUGUUGGGAGAAAUAUCUGGAAGAAACUGGGGCCUCUGCUGUGCCCGCCUGGGCCUUCAAGGUGCGACCCCCGCACAGCUUCCUGGUCAACAUGAAACUGGAGGCCGUGGACCGCAGGAACCCAGCCCUAAUUCGUGUGGCCAGCGUGGAGGAUGUGGAGGACCAUCGGAUAAAGCUCCACUUUGAUGGCUGGAGUCACGCCUAUGACUUCUGGAUCGAUGCCGACCACCCUGACCUCCACCCCGCGGGCUGGUGCUCCAAGACAGGGCAUCCCCUGCAACCUCCUCUCCGACCCAGAGAACCCAGCUCCACCUCCCCUGGGGGCUGUCCCCCUCUCAGCUGUCGAAGCCUGCCACAGACCAGGACCUCCAAGUACAGCUUUCACCACCGAAAGUGCCCCACUCCUGGUUGUGAUGGCUCUGGCCACGUCACAGGCAAGUUCACAGCCCACCACUGCCUCUCGGGCUGCCCACUGGCCGAGAGGAACCAGAGCCGGCUGAAGGCAGAGCUGUCCGACACGGAGGCCUUGGCCCGUAAGAGGAACCUCUCGGGCUUCUCCCUAAGGAAGAAGCCUCGCCAUCACAGCCGGUGCGGAGGGCAAGGGUGCAGGGCCUCGAGUCCUCCUGGGCCAGGCCAGGCCCUGAUUCCCUGCCACGGACCUGGUCCCUCUCUCUCCAGGAUCGGACGCCCUCCAAAGUAUCAGAAGAUCCCACAGGAAGAUUUCCCGACACUGACCACUGACGUCAUGCACCAGUCCCUCUUCAUGUCGGCCCUGUCGGCCCACCCCGACCGGUCGCUGUCAGCGUGCUGGGAGCAGCACUGCAGGCUCCUGCCGGGAGUGGCGGGCAUCUCGGCCUCGACAGUCGCCAAGUGGACCAUCAAUGAGGUCUUCGGCUUUGUUCAGACACUGACAGGUUGUGAGGACCAAGCGCGGCUCUUCAAAGAUGAGGGCCAUGUGAGCACUGGAAAUGAUGAGUGGAUCACUGUACCAGAAUGUCUAGUGUAACUAUAUCAUCAGCAUCUAUAUUAUUAUAUACCAAUGCUGUAGAGUAAUAUACAAAUCACAUCACUAUAGCCACAUGCCUGUUACAGGCAGAGCUCAAUCCAUGGUGUUUCUGGCUUUCAAUGUGUAGUUGUCCUUAAAUAAAGAGCUUUAUCAUGAUUCUCCUAAUUUGUAGAGUUUGAAAUUGGAAGGGACCUUUCAGUUUGUUUAGGUCUUCCUUCCAAAGAAUACACAUACCCCCCUUAACCCAAGAGAGCGUAGUUUCAGCUCCCCAUAGAUGCCACCUCCAGGUCAGGUGCCCAGGAGAAAGAAGUAUAUUCCUCUUUCCCUGGAAGAAUCUCUUUAUCCAGGCCCAACACAGCCAGUUUCUUCAUUGACCCUUGGGUGGUGGCGCUCCCAAACUCCUCCCCACUCUGGGUGCUUGCCUUCUGGGUUGACGAUCUUCUUAUCGGAACGUGUCUAUGCCCCGAGUUUCAGAUGCCGUCUGACCAACACAGAACACACUGGGCUGCUGCUCCCCUGUAUGUCUGAUGCUUUUGUUUUUAAAAAGACUUUAUUUUUUUUAGAGCAGUUUUAGGUUCAAGGAAAAUUGAGAGGAAGGUACAGAGAGUUCCCACGUACCCCCUGCCCCCUACACAUGCACAGCCUCCCCCAUUAUCAGCACGCCCACCAGAGUGGGACCUUUGUUACAACCUAUGAGCUGACACCUAGACGUUUUGUUUUCUUAAUGGAGGUAAAAUAUGCAUGGAGUGAAAUGCACACAUCUUAAAAGUACAAUUCUACAAGUUUUGUGAAAUGUAUGUACCCUGAACCCAAUAUGUCAAUCAAGAUAUAAAAAAUUUCCAUCAUACCAGAAAGUUCUUUCCUGGCCCCUUUCGUCAGCUCUCAUAGGCAACCACUGUUCUAAUUUCUAGCACCUUAAAUUAGUUUUACCUGUUCUUGAACUUCGUAUAGGUGGAAUCAUACAGCACGUACUCUUUUGCGUCUGUCUCUUUUCAGUGUAAUGUUUUGGAGGUUCAUCCAUGUUAGAGUGUACACCAGUCAUUAGCUCCUUUUUAUUUCUGAGCAGUGCUCUGUUUUAAGAAAAUCCCACAGUUCUGUUAGUGGGCAUUUGCAUUGUUUUCUCCUUCUCCAGAUUUGAACCCUAUGUUUUUGUUGGCAAAACUUAAGUUUGCACUAGCUUUAUUACAGCCACACCACACCAGUUUGGAGUUCAUCAAAAAGUCCCCCAAG
Molecule: messenger RNA, 3786 nt
Organism: Balaenoptera ricei (Rice's whale)
Lineage: Eukaryota; Metazoa; Chordata; Mammalia; Artiodactyla; Balaenopteridae
Gene: L3MBTL1
Product: L3MBTL histone methyl-lysine binding protein 1
Exons: 20
Coding region: 1-2556 (851 amino acids)
Biological process (GO): regulation of DNA-templated transcription
Cellular component (GO): nucleus
Molecular function (GO): zinc ion binding
Source: RefSeq, a predicted model, not a curated record